This is a messenger RNA of Chlorella variabilis, 900 nucleotides long. RefSeq lists its product as hypothetical. The record is from RefSeq and is a predicted model, not a curated record. NCBI's taxonomy places the organism in Eukaryota, Viridiplantae, Chlorophyta, Trebouxiophyceae, Chlorellales, Chlorellaceae. Bases 135 to 761 code for a protein of 208 amino acids. The transcript has 3 exons.
AGCCUCAACCCGUUGUGGGCUAAUCUCCAGGCAGCACAGGUAGCAGCAGAUCGCACAGUGCAGCACCCCUGCCACCGCCGCCUGCCCGCCCACCCGCUGCCGCCUUCCGCCGUUGUGGCUAGCACGCCCCAGGCAUGGUCGCUGCCCCUACCACCUUCAACAACACGUAUUACCUUCUCCGGCACGGCCUCAGCCACGCCAAUGAGCAGGACUUGAUUGUGAGCCGGCCAGAGAACGGGCAGGAGGCACGCUGGGGCCUGAGCGACACGGGACGGCAGCAGGCAGCGGCGGCGGGGCAGCAACUGGCGCAGCAGCUGGGCAUGCACGAACCUGCGUCGCUGGCAGUGCUGGCCUCGCCCUUUAGCCGCACAGUGGACACCGCAGUGGGUGCGGGGGCGGCGCUGGGUAUCCAGGAGGGCGACCCGCGGCUGCAGCUGGAGCCGGCGCUGCGCGAGCGGUGCUUUGGCGACCACGAGAUGACCAGCUGCGCCAAUUACGAGCUAGUGUGGGCGCAGGACGCCUUGUCCACAUCCAACCGGCCACCAGGAGAGGGCGGGGAGAGCGUGGAGGACGUGGCGGCGCGGACCGCGGGCCUGGUGCAGCAGCUGGAGCAGCGGCACAGCGGCAAGCACUUAGUGCUGGUCUCCCACGGCGACGCGCUCAGCAUACUGGCCGCCGCCCUGCUGGGCACGCCGCUGGGCGAGCACCGGCGGCACGGCCUGCCAAACUGCGGCAUACUGCGCAUCGGCGGCAGCAGCUGAAUUGAUGCACGCUUGAUGUGCUUGCACAGCCCUGCCCUCGGGUUGCUCGAACCGAGUGAGCUGUGGGCGUGCCGUCUGCGGCGGCGUCAUGCCAGAGCGGACCCAGUAAUCAAACCCUCAUGUAAUGCUUAUCUUCCCC